AUGGGUGUUGAAGUGAACGCCUACGACAUUGACAUUGCACAUCGAAUCCCCAUGAGAAAUGCCAGCGCUGGACCAAGACCUAUUAUUUGCAAAUUUACUCGUAGGUUUGUCAGAAAUAAAAUCAUUGCAGCGAAAAAAAAAGCAACGAACGUAAGAGCCGAAGCUAUUGGUCUCCAAUCUAACCCAGACGCUUCUCCAAAUCGCAUUAUGAUUGUGGAACAUCUUACACCGAAGACACAAGUUCUUUUCAGUGAAGCGAGACGAUUCCAGAAUCAGCAUAAUUACAAGUUCUGUUGGGUGAAAAAUUUUACUAUUUUUCUGAGGAAGACUGAAGAUAGUAAUCAUAUCCAGAUUCGUUGCCCACAAGACUUGGCGAAACUGGCCGAGUAA
Messenger RNA from Paramuricea clavata, 390 nucleotides. Lineage: Eukaryota; Metazoa; Cnidaria; Anthozoa; Malacalcyonacea; Plexauridae. The record is from the annotation of a GenBank genome assembly.